AUGGCGGCUAGGGGUGUAUCGUUGGUAUUGGCCGCACUGGCCCUGUCCUGCUUCCUCCUGAGCGCAGCGGCUCAAGGCAUGGAAGAUGAUGAGGACGUGGACCUUGAGCUGCUCCUGGAUGUGCUCCGAAGAACCCGCGGCCAGCCGCAGGUCCGGAGAGAGAGCUCGUGGGGCGCGUGGAGCGACCUGCUGCAGGCGCACGGGAGGAGGACGACAGCGAGGGAAGGGGCGAGGAGAGGAGGGAAGGAGAAGGCAGCGACAGAGCUCUCGCAGAAGAGCUCGCAGCAGCAAAAGAGCAGCAGGUUCAGGAAAGACUCGUCGGAUCCCGAGAGCCUCCGGACCAGGGACAAGUACCAGCGUGUUCAGGCUGACAGGAUACGAACAGCAUACAGAGACGGGAAGGCGCAGGUUCGGCUGCUCAGCGCCACAGACAUAGUCACAUCCAGCAGCAUCUCCUGGGACGUCCCCUGUGCGCUGAAAUUCUAUCAAGACGCCUAUGGGAUAGUACAAGGGUGCACCCCCUCCACUGCCCGGCAGGGCGUCUGCAGCCGGAUCGUGGUGGAUGAGUUCGGGGAGCCGGACGAGAUGAGGGACCUCGCGAUAGCAACAGAGGCAGCCAUGGUGAACCUGUUCCAUCAGGGAGGAUCGACAAGCCUGGCUCCUGUGUCUUCCCUGGAGCGGCUGGGGGUGAAGGGAGGACUGCUGGUUCAGUACUUCCUUGCGAAGGUGAAGCUGCGGAUCAUGCGCGAGUUCGGGCUGGAGGUGAUCUACGACAGCGGUGCCCUGCUCACCAGGCUCAAGGGCGAUCCUCCGCGGGACGAGUGGGAUGUCGAGCCCGGCCAUGUCUACUGGAACCCGCACGUGGACAAAGCCAACAUACCCACCUACGACUACUCUGCUUUACUCUACCUGAACACGCAUGGCAAGGACUUCCAUGGCGGAGAGUUCUCCUUCAUCGACGAUGACGCUGAUCGGAUCGUACAGCCUCGAGCGGGAAGACUUCUUAUCUUCACUUCCGGACCAGAAAACCUCCACCAGGUGCGUGAAGUCACCCGAGGAACACGCUACGUGCUGGCCAUGUGGUUCACGUGCUCCAAGGAAGAUCAGUACCGUGAUGAGGACUAG
Messenger RNA from Guillardia theta CCMP2712, 1125 nucleotides. RefSeq lists its product as hypothetical. Gene Ontology annotation, cellular component: membrane. The transcript has 5 exons. Bases 1 to 1125 code for a protein of 374 amino acids. Gene Ontology annotation, molecular function: L-ascorbic acid binding; iron ion binding; oxidoreductase activity, acting on paired donors, with incorporation or reduction of molecular oxygen. NCBI's taxonomy places the organism in Eukaryota, Cryptophyceae, Pyrenomonadales, Geminigeraceae. The record is from RefSeq and is a predicted model, not a curated record.